Molecule: messenger RNA, 4080 nt
Organism: Notolabrus celidotus (New Zealand spotty)
Lineage: Eukaryota; Metazoa; Chordata; Actinopteri; Labriformes; Labridae
Product: nucleus accumbens-associated protein 2-like
Exons: 8
Coding region: 424-2403 (659 amino acids)
Biological process (GO): regulation of transcription by RNA polymerase II
Molecular function (GO): protein binding; RNA polymerase II cis-regulatory region sequence-specific DNA binding; DNA-binding transcription factor activity, RNA polymerase II-specific
Source: RefSeq, a predicted model, not a curated record
AGACGAUGCGUUGACUGAGCGGAGGAGAAGAAGAAAACCUCUCCCAGCCAGCCGUCCUGCCUGCUGCAUGGAGGAGAAGCAGAGGAGGAAGAGGAGCAGAGAAGAGCUAUCCCUCUGUUAGGAGCUGACCUCCAUCCUGAUGAUCCUCAGUCUCCGUCUCCUGCCCAUCCACCUCAGACUCAACAGCUCUGACCUGAACACCAAGCUCCUCUCUGUGUCCCUCAGGCCUCUGACCUCUGACCUCUGACCUCUGACCUCACAGUUUCCUCUGCAACAACAUGGAUCUGAAUCAUUUUGGAGGAAACAUCUUCAGGAUCCCUGAUACCUAAACAUUCUGACCUCUGGCUGGGCAGGACCGUCUCCUCCUCGCCACCAGCUUGUGUGAACCCUCAGUCACUUCCUGUCCCGUCCUCACCCUCCAACAUGUCCGAGGGUCUGCUGCAGGUAGAGAUCCCAGACUUUGGCAGCAGCGUGCUGGGCAGCCUGAACGAGCAGCGGCUGCUGGGUCAUUACUGCGACGUCUCCAUCCUGGUGCAGGGUCAGGCCUUCAAGGCGCACCGGGCCGUCCUCGCCGCCUCCUCACUGUACUUCAGAGACCUGUUCAGCUCUGCUGCAGACUCCACGACCUCGUCCUCUUCGUCCUCCUCCUCUCAGGCGGUGUUCGAGCUGCCGUCUUCGGUCACGCCGACAUGUUUCCAGCAGAUUUUGGCGUUCUGCUACACCGGGCGCCUCAGCAUGGCUGCGAGUGAGCAGCUGGUCCUAAUGUACACCGCUGGGUACCUGCAGAUCCAGAACAUUGUGGAGCGAGGCAUGGAGCUGAUGAUGAUGAAGGCCUCCUCCUCUUCCUCACCUCUCUGCUGUGACUCACAGACAACCUCAGCAGACGAACUCGGGGGCUUCGACACCCAAAUGGUUCAGCAGCAGAACAACGCCCCCCAGCUGCAGGAGGCCAGUCCAGACCAGCCGGCUCUGAGCCCGGAGGAGCUGCUGCUGGCCGUUAGCAGGAUCAAACAGGAAAGAGCCGACACUCCUCCUGCCGAGGAGAACGGAGGAGGAGGAGGAGAGGAGGGCAGAGUGGACAUUGCGGGGGACCACCAGUCCUCCAGGAGCAGUGCUCUAUGUUACCUGGGUGCAGGUGGAGGUCUGGUUCCGGGGCUGCAGUCUUACCUGCUGGCAGGAGGGGGGCGCUCCAGUCCAGGAGGUUCCAGCCUCCCCACAGACUCACCUCCCUCUCACCCCGCCACCGAGGAGGAGCUGGAGGAGGAUUACUAUGGGAGCAGCGUCCACCCGGGACUCUACCAACACAUCUACGGACAUGCUGGCAACCCCUACAUCCAAGAGAAAAUGGAGAUGCUGGCCCUCCCGUUGGCUAACGAGCGUCGGCCCUGCGUGCUGGUUGGUCGAGACAACAUGGCCCUCCCUGCCAGUCUGAUCAGUCAGAUCGGGUAUCGCUGUCACCCAUCACUUUACACCGAGGGAGACCCCGGGGAGAAGGUGGAGCUGGUGGCUGGGUCAGGUGUGUUCAUGACCCGAGGCCAGCUAAUGAACUGUCACCUGUGUGCUGGAGUCAAACACAAGGUGCUGCUCAGGAGACUGCUGGCGACGUUCUUCGACAGAAACACUCUGGCCAAUAGCUGUGGGACAGGAAUCCGCUCCUCCACCAAUGAUCCGAGCCGGAAACCUCUGGACAACCGAGUGUUAAACACCGUCAAACUCUACUGUCAGAACUUUGCUCCUAACUUUAAGGAGAGUGAGAUGAACGUCAUCGCUGCGGACAUGUGCACCAACGCCCGCAGAGUCCGUAAACGUUGGCUCCCGAAGAUCCAGUCCCUCCUCCCUGACAGCCUCCCGGCCUCCAACUCACCACACCCCCGCAAGGCAAAGAGGGGAGCAGGAGGAGGAGGUGUAGGAGGAGGAGGUGGAGGUGGAGGAGGAGGAGGAGGAGGAGGAGGAGGAGGUCAGGGAGGAGAAGCAGGAGUCCAGCCCAGCGGCAGCCCCUUCGAGCUGGACCUGCGGCAGCUCAGCGCCUCCUACCUCGGCCUGGAGGCUCCGCUGUACACCGAGCGGCGUGAGAGGGAGGCGGCGGGGGAGAGAGAGCGGGAGAAGGAGGCCCCGGCUGCCCUCCUGCCUCACCUGCAGUUCGCCGGGUCUCGUGGGGGAGGCGGGGGAGGCACGGGUGGGGCUCAGUCCGAGGAGGGGCUUAAUGGAGGUGAGGUGGACGGAGGAGGGAGAUCACAGACUGAACAACCCCCAGAUAUCCCCCUCUCCCUGUCCUCCUCCGCCUCUUCUUCCUCCUCCUCCUCCUCACACCCCUCCCCCCAGCCUGCAGAGCCCGCCCCUCCGCAAAGGGGGUUGGCCGACACGGAGGAGAGAGGGGCGGAGCCUCUGGAAGACAGCCAAUAAGCUUUCUAUCGCAUCUGCCUACCUGUAUGUAAAUAACACAAUAGCUACCUGUCCCUAAACUACCUGUCUCUCUACCUGUCUGUUCUCACCCACCUGUCUGUCUCUACCUGUCUGUCUGUCUCUACCUGUCUGUCUCUGAACUACCUGUCUGUCCUCACCUACCUGUCUGUCCUCACCCACCUGUCUGUCUCUACCUGUCUGUCUGUCUGUCUGUCUGUCCGUCUCUACCUGUCUGUCUCUAAACUACCUGUUUGUCCUCACCCACCUGUCUGUCCUCACCUACCUUGCUGUCUCUACCUGUCUGUCCUCACCUACCUGUCUGUCUCUACCUGUCUGUCCUCACCCACCUGUCUGUCCUCACCUACCUGUCUGUCUCUACCUGUCUGUCUCUGAACUACCUGUCUGUCCUCACCCACCUGUCUGUCUCUACCUGUCUGUCCUCACCCACCUGUCUGUCUCUACCUGUCUGUCCUCACCUACCUGUCUGUCCUCACCCACCUGUCUGUCUCUACCUGUCUGUCUCUGAACUACCUGUCUGUCCUCACCCACCUGUCUGUCUCUGAACUACCUGUCUGUCCUCACCCACCUGUCUGUCUCUACCUGUCUGUCCUCACCCACCUGUCUGUCUCUACCUGUCUGUCCUCACCCACCUGUCUGUCUCUACCUGUCUGUCCUCACCCACCUGUCUGUCCUCACCCACCUGUCUGUCCUCACCUACCUGUCUGUCUCUACCUGUCUGUCUCUAAACUACCUGUCUGUCCUCACCCACCUGUCUGUCUCUACCUGUCUGUCCUCACCCACCUGUCUGUCCUCACCUACCUAUCUGUCCUCCCCCACCUGUCUGUCCUCACCCACCUGUCUGUCCUCACCUACCUGUCUGUCCUCACCCACCUGUCUGUCCUCACCUACCUAUCUGUCCUCACCUACCUGUCUGUCCUCAAACUACCUGUCUGUCUCUACCUGUCUGUCUCUAAAGUACCUGUCUUUCCUGUCACAUCACUUCCUGUCUGACUACCUGUCUGUCCCCAAUCUACCUGUCUGUCCCCUAACUUCCUGUCUCUACCUGUCCUCCUGUCAAUCUGUCUUCCUUCUCCUCUCUACCUCUCUGUCCUUAUCUACCUGUCCUACCUACCAAUACCUCGAAACCUACCUGUCCUCUCAUCCGUCUCUACCUGUGUCUCCUUCUGUCUCCACCUUUCUGUCCACAUGUCUGUCUCUCUCUGACUACCUUUCUUUACCUGUCUGUCCAAUACCUUCCUGUCCACCUGUCUCUAGCUCUCCGUCUGCCUGAAGUCUUUAUGUCUCCACCUUUCCGUCCUUCUCCCUCUCUACCUCUCUACCUCUCAUCUGUCUCCACGUCGUCCUGUCCGUCUGUCCCCACCUGUCUACCUCUCUGUCUGUCUCUCUGUUCCCCUACCUCACUACCUAACCACCCGUCUACCUCUACCCCCUCGGUCUGUCUACCUUUCUGUCCGACCUACCUCUGUCCGUCCGUGCGUCUACUCCUCUACCUGUCUGUCCUCCAGUCUGUCUGUCUGUCUGCUCGGCUCUGCUGCAUGUUAACAGCCUCCUGCAGUCCAGCACACAGGCCCAUAGCAACAGGACAAAUGAUGAUGAUGAUGAUGAUGAUGAUAAUAUUCACUCUGAUAACAACAAUAAAGCUUCUUGAUAAUCAGA